UGGGGCGGAGAUGGCGGUGCGCGGGCUGUGGCGGGCGGCGCUGCUCCGGGGCCGGGCGGCGGUGGUGACGGGCGGCGGGAGCGGCAUCGGUGCCGCCGUGGCCGCCGAGCUGCUGGCGUCAGAAUGUAAUGUGGUGAUUGCGUCUCGUAACAUCGAGCGACUGAGAGAAGCAGCUGAGCAGCUUUCAGCGGCGCCGGCAGAGUCCAAUCCCGCGAAGGUGACGCCGAUCCAGUGUAACAUCCGUAAGGAGGACGAAGUGCGGAGUUUGAUGCAGAAGGUCAUGGAGUUACACGGCCGGAUUGAUUACCUGGUCAAUAAUGGAGGGGGUCAGUUCAUCAGUCCCGCCGAACACAUCACCACCAAAGGCUGGAAUGCUGUGAUCGACACCAAUCUGACAGGAACAUUCCUCUGUUCCCGGGAAGUGUAUCGGUCCUGGAUGAAGGAGAACGGUGGGGCCAUCGUCAACAUCGUGGCAGACAUGUGGAAAGGAUUCCCAGGAAUGGCACACACAGGAGCUGCAAGAGCAGCUGUGGAAAAUCUCACCAAGAGUCUGGCCAUCGAGUGGGCUGACAGUGGAGUGCGGGUGAACUCUGUGGCUCCGGGAGUUAUUUUUUCAGAAUCGGCUGUGGCCAACUACAAGGAGCUGGGACCCCAAAUAUUCAAAGACUACGUCUCGAAAAUCCCGGCCAAGAGACUGGGUGUUCCAGAGGAGGUCGCUCACCGUGGUUGCUUCUUGCUUUCACCGGCUGCCUCGUUCAUCAGUGGCGAGACAGUGAAGGUUGAUGCAGGGCAGAGCCUCUACUCGAGCCCCUGGGAAAAUUCCUGGUAAGGACAUGACUUUCUCUCCCU
Molecule: messenger RNA, 849 nt
Organism: Pristis pectinata (smalltooth sawfish)
Lineage: Eukaryota; Metazoa; Chordata; Chondrichthyes; Rhinopristiformes; Pristidae
Gene: pecr
Product: peroxisomal trans-2-enoyl-CoA reductase
Biological process (GO): phytol metabolic process
Cellular component (GO): peroxisome
Molecular function (GO): trans-2-enoyl-CoA reductase (NADPH) activity
Source: RefSeq, a predicted model, not a curated record